Brassica oleracea var. oleracea is the source of this 868-nucleotide messenger RNA. RefSeq lists its product as uncharacterized. The transcript has 5 exons. NCBI's taxonomy places the organism in Eukaryota, Viridiplantae, Streptophyta, Magnoliopsida, Brassicales, Brassicaceae. Bases 224 to 727 code for a protein of 167 amino acids. The record is from RefSeq and is a predicted model, not a curated record.
UUUAUAAACCAUAUCGAACCAAUCUUCUUUGUUGUAUUCGAUUUUGACGGGGAAAAAAGUAUGGUCAAAGUAAUACGAAAGAAGAUUAAACGUCACGGAGACGCUAUUUUGGAUUAUUAGAUUUCGAAGACGAACAUUCGUAAAAGGAUUCGAGUAUUUGCCUUAAUUGUGGAUUAUUUGUCAUCUUCAAGCCUUUACGAGAUCAAUCCAUCCAUCGUCUGCCAUGGAGGAUUCUUCCACGCCUACUGCUACGUCUUCGACUCAUUACUUCUCUAUUUUCACGAACUACCCUCUCAUCUCCGCCUUCACGGCAUUCGCCAUCGCUCAGUUCAUCAAACUCUUCACCUCCUGGUAUAGGGAAAGGAGAUGGGAUCUCAAACAGCUUCUUGGGUCUGGAGGAAUGCCUUCUUCUCAUUCAUCUACUGUUACCGCUCUCGCUGUUGCUAUUGGUUUGCAAGAGGGUUUUGGUGGAUCACAUUUUGCUAUUGCCUUGAUCUUGGCAUCUGUUGUUAUGUAUGAUGCUACCGGUGUAAGAUUGCAUGCGGGUCGCCAAGCUGAGGUUCUCAAUCAGAUUGUGUUCGAACUUCCUGCUCAACACCCACUGGCUGAAAGCAGACCAUUGCGCGAACUUCUCGGCCACACCCCUCCUCAGGUCGUUGCUGGUGGAAUGCUUGGAAGUGUCACAGCAGUCACUGGAUACUUGUUUACCAGGAUAGCUACUAGCUAACGUGAACCAACAAUCAUACCCACAACUCCUCUACCUAGUGAAACCCCUGAACAGUGAACAGAACCGAAAUACACUCUAGUAUAAAUAUUCUUAUUUUUUAAUGUUCUACACUUUAUGUAAAGAAAGCUUAAAACACUAUUA